This is a messenger RNA of Closterium sp. Yama58-4, 6966 nucleotides long. Lineage: Eukaryota; Viridiplantae; Streptophyta; Zygnematophyceae; Desmidiales; Closteriaceae. The record is from the annotation of a GenBank genome assembly.
AUGGAACUUGGUCUAUCCCAAGUCGCGUUCUGCGCUGCUCCCCCCGAGUCGAGCGUUCAGCAUUCGCUUAGCUCACGGCAACCCAAGCGCAGCUCUCCGGUUUCCGCGUGUGCUUUCCUCGUUCAGCGCUCAUCCACUUCGCACCAUGGCAGCUCACCGAACCUCCGCUUUCCGCCUCUCGGCAAGAAGCCAUCUUCCACACAAAGCAAAGUAGCGGCUUCUAAAUGUGUAGGCUUCCGUGGUGUCCGCGGCUCUGCGUCUCCGCGUCGCCUUGUUGGGGUCUUUGCCACCAGCUCUUCCAGUACUAAUGCCAUCAGCAGCGAAGCUUAUAACGAGGAUAAUCUCGUUGACGGUCGGAGGUCAGAGGACGGAACUGAAGCGCGCGACGAGGAAAUCGUUCCGCGGAAGCCAUUUUGCGAGUCACUUGAUCAGCCCGAUCAGAAUCUCUCAUCAAUGUCACCAUCAGGAGCCCCGUGGACGGCUUUGAUCCACCGCCUCGCCUUCUGGCGGUCGCAUCUCAGCCGUCAGUUCCACCUCCCGGAGCCUUCCGACAUUCUCAGGGAAGCCGGCCGGCUGUUCGUGUCGCUGGCCGUCAGCGCCGUGCUGCUGACGUCCGUCAGCGCGCCAGCUACGGCAAUCGUGCAGGCGCCGCCGCGCAAGCUGAUGCCGGACGAGCAGGCGACGGUUCAACUAUUCAACGAAACGACACCGAGCGUCGUUUAUAUCACGAAUCUUGCCGUGCGGAGGGACGUGUUUACACUUGACGUGAUGGAGGUGCCGCAGGGGUCCGGGUCGGGGUUCAUUUGGGACCGUGAAGGCCACGUGGUGACAAAUUAUCACGUGAUUCGCAACUCCAGCGACCUGCGGGUAACGCUGGCGGACCAAUCGGUGUACGCGGCUGACGUGGUGGGGUACGACCGUGACAAGGACGUGGCGGUGCUGCACAUUGAUGCGCCUAGGAGCAAGCUGCGGCCGCUAAGAGUGGGCAGCUCCUUUGACCUGCAAGUGGGACAGCGGGUGUACGCCAUUGGGAACCCAUUCGGUUUGGAUCACACCCUCACCACAGGCGUUAUCAGCGGGCUGCGGAGGGAGAUCAGCAGUGCAGCAACGGGGCGGCCCAUACAGGACGUGAUACAGACAGAUGCGGCCAUCAACCCGGGCAACAGUGGGGGUCCGUUGCUGGACUCCAACGGCAACCUCAUCGGCAUCAACACCGCCAUCUACUCUCCCUCGGGCGCCUCCUCUGGUGUCGGUUUCUCCAUCCCUGCUGAUACGGUCAGUGCCUGCAGUGCUCUCUGUGUCCUCACUGCCUUGUGUGGCCCCGUUCACUCCCUCUCUGGUGUGUUUCGAGUCCACUCAACUCAAGGGGGUCCGCUGCUGGACUCCAACGGCAACCUCAUCGGCAUCAACACCGCCAUCUACUCUCCCUCGGGCGCCUCCUCUGGUGUCGGUUUCUCCAUCCCUGCUGAUACGGUGGCGGGCAUAGUGGAGCAGAUAAUCAAGUACGGGCAGGUCACGCGGCCAGUGCUGGGCAUCUCCUUUGCCCCCGAGCAGUCGCUUGAGCAGCUGGGCGUGGCUGGGGUGCUCGUGCUUGAUGCCCCUCCUUCCGGCCCGGCAGGGAAAGCGGGCAUUCGGCCAACAACGCGGGACAGCUAUGGGCGGUUGGUGCUGGGGGAUAUUAUCACGGGCAUUGAUGGCAACACUGUGAGGAAUGGCUCUGAUCUCUACCGUAUCCUCGACCGCUGCAAGGUUGGCCAGAAGGUGGAGGCAAGAAUGAGUAGCAGAGCCAUGGAUUUCACAUACCAGCACAAUUGCACAGCGUGUGUUCACCGCGCGAGCAUGUUCAGGGAGACAACGAAUUCUGGUUUCCAGGGAAACGUCAGCGCACUGUUGGUUAAGCUUUCUGAUGCGCUUUCACUUGCAGCCAGCAUGAAUCAGGAUUCAUCCUACGUCGCAUGGAUCGACCGCCGUUCAAUCCUCCUCUUCGUCGCCGCCGUCUCCGCCGGCGUCGCUGCCGGCGCGACGGCGGCGGUGACGGCGACGGUGUUUCCAUACUCGCUAGGUCUGUUAAUCGGCAUGCUACGCACCAAUGACGGAAAGAAAGACGCUAAGACUACUAAGACUAAGGAGAAGGUCACUAAGAAGGCGGGCACGAGCAGCAGUAGUAGUUUCAUCAGUGGCGGCGGGAAUAUCACCGCGAGCGGCGGGUACGGCGUGGGGCCGCUGACGAAGGAAGGGCAGCUGCAUCGAGACGUGGUCAUGAGCGCUGUUAUCGAAUCAUCCUCGUUACAAGUCUCCUUCGACUCGUUCCCGUACUAUCUCAGCGACACCACGCGCAACGCGCUGGUGGACGCGUGUUUCAUCCGCCUGCGCCGCCCCGAGUUCCUGCGCUUCACCGCCGACCUCCCCGCGCUCUCCGCGCGCAUCCUCCUCUCCGGCCCCCCAGGCUCGGAGCGGUACCAGGAGCAGCUGGUUCGGGCGUUGGCUCGGCACCUGGAUGCCAAGCUUCUGAUAUUUGAUCUCCCCAACAUGCUGCUGCAGGUAAGACAUGCAUGCUGUCGCUUUGAAGCUACGGCGGCUGCAAGUACGGCUGGUGCAGCAUCGGCAUCAGCAGCAGCAGCAGCAGCAGCAGGAGUGGCAGCAGCAGCAGCAGCAGCAGCAGCAGCGGCAGCGGGGGAGUCACCUGAUACGGUGUCAGGGUCAGGUGUGGGUGCUGAGACAGUGCACGCAGGAGGGGCAGGGGUAGGAGAGGGCGGGGAGGGAGGAGGAGAGAUCACGGAUGCAGGUGCGGGGGAGAGGAGUGCUGGGGAUGCAGCAGAGGAGUGGGAGGCAGGGGAGGCAGGGGGGGCCCAAGGCGCUGAUUCAGCAAGGGUGGCUACAGGGGGGGAACAAGUAUCGGGGUACAGGAGAGCUGGGGAUGGGGGAGGGGUUGAUGGGGGGGUGGAUGAUGGGGGAGGGGGGGAAUCCGCCCUGCCUGCUGACGUGGAAAGUGAUGGGCCUGCUGACGUGGCGUCACGGGGACUGGAGUUGACGGACACAAUGGAUGAGGGGCACGGGGGGGAGAGGGUGGAGGGGGAAGGGGAGCGGGAGAGGGCGGAGAGGGAGGGGGCGGAGAGGGAGGGGGCGGAGAGGGAGGAUGGGGGAGCAGGGGGGGAAGCAGAAGAGGCGCAGAGUGUGGCUUGUGUGCAGGGGGCAGUGAAGCUGAAGGAACUCUCCUCCUCGCUCAUCCCCCGCUCCCACUCCCACCACUCCAAAUCCUCCUCCUCCUCCUCGUCCUCCUCCUCCCACCAUAAGAAGAAGGGCAGCAGCAAGGGAUCCAAGAGUUCAGCGAAGGAGGGAGGGGGUGAGGGGGAUGGUGCGGGGAAGGGCGGGAGCAGAGAGGAGGUGGGGAGUGGGGCAGCAGCGGUGGCAGGUACAGGGCACAAGGCGAAGAGCAAGGGGGAGAAGGAGAAGGAGAGUGCUGGGAGCGAGGGGAAGAAGAGCAGUGAGAGUGCGGAGGGGUCAAAGAAGGGCUUUAAGAAAGGUGACAGAGUGCGCUACAUGGGCCCGCCCUCGCUCUCCUCUGCUGCACCCCCACAGCCCUCAGCCUCGCUCCUACCACCCUCCAUGCGCGGCCCACCAGUGGGGCUCAAGGGCCGCGUGGUGGUGGUGCUGGAGGAAAACCCUCACCGGGUGGGCGUGCGCUUUGACAAGCCCAUCCCAGGCGGCAGCAGUCUGGUGGACGUGUGCGAUGAGGGGCACGGCGCAUGGUGCCACGUGUCGGAGCUGCGGCUGGAGGGGGCUGCAGCAGACGACGCGGAGAAGCAGCUGGUGGACCACUGCAUGGCGGUGAGUGGACCACUGCAUGGCGGUGAGUGGGUGGGGUGGGGGUCAGUGAGGGGCAGUAAGGGCAUGGGGGUGAGUGGUAGCAUGGGGGUGAGUGGUGGCAUGGGGGUGAGUGGUAGCAUGGGGGUGAGUGGUAGCAUGGGGGUGAGUGGUAGCAUGGGGGUGAGUGGUAGCAUGGGGGUGAGUGGUGGCAUGGGGGUGAGUGGUAGCAUGGGGGUGAGUGGUAGCAUGGGGGUGAGUGGUAGCAUGGGGGUGAGUGGUAGCAUGGGGCGGGGCGCUGGAGUAAGGCGUCAGGAGGACGCAGAUGAGACGGAGUCGCUGACGUCAGCAAACGAGGCCGGCGGCGAGGAGUCGGCGGAGGAUUACCUAAAGGACGCGCCGGGCAGCAUGUGCAAGGCAGGCGAGAGGGGUCACGGAGAAAAACGCGAAGAGCGAGGGAAGGCGACAGAUGCAGAUCGCGCACCAGAGGAGAUGCGCGGAGGUGACGUGAGGCGCCAGGGGAGCCGCGCGGAUGCAGAUCACGCACCAGAGGAGAUGCGCGGAGGUGACGUGAGGCGCCAGGGGAGCCGCGCGGAUGCAGAUCGCGCACCAGAGGAGAUGCGCGGAGGUGACGUGAGGCGCCAGGGGAGCCGCGCGGAUGCAGAUCGCGCACCAGAGGAGAUGCGCGGAGGUGACGUGAGGCGCCAGGGGAGUCGCGCGGAUGCAGAUCGCGCACCAGAGGAGAUGCGCGGAGGUGACGUGAGGCGCCAGGGGAGCCGCGCGGAUGCAGAUCGCGCACCAGAGGAGAUGCGCGGAGGUGACGUGAGGCGCCAGGGGAGUCGCGCGGAUGCAGAUCGCGCACCAGAGGAGAUGCGCGGAGGUGACGUGAGGCGCCAGGGGAGUCGCGCGGAUGCAGAUCGCGCACCAGAGGAGAUGCGCGGAGGUGACGUGAGGCGCCAGGGGAGUCGCGCGGAUGCAGAUCGCGCACCAGAGGAGAUGCGCGGAGGUGACGUGAAGCGCCAGGGGAGCCGCGCGGAUGCAGAUCGCGCACCAGAGGAGAUGCGCGGAGGUGACGUGAGGCGCCAGGGGAGUCGCGCGGAUGCAGAUCGCGCACCAGAGGAGAUGCGCGGAGGUGACGUGAGGCGCCAGGGGAGCCGCGCGGAUGCUGAUUGCGCACCAGAGGAGAUGCGAGAAGGUGACGUGAGGCGCCAGGGGAGUCGCGCGGAUGCAGAUCGCGCACCAGAGGAGAUGCGCGGAGGUGACGUGAGGCGCCAGGGGAGUCGCGCGGAUGCAGAUCGCGCACCAGAGGAGAUGCGCGGAGGUAACAUGAGGCGCCAGGGGAGUCGCGCGGAUGCAGAUCGCGCACCAGAGGAGAUGCGCGGGAGUGGCACGGGGCGCCAGGGGAGCCGCACGGAUGCAGAUCGUGCGCCAGAGGAGGUGCGCGGGAGUGGCAUGAGGCGUCGCGGGAACAUGGCGGCAGAUAACGCGGCAGCUGGGCGUCGAGAAGAUGAGGGUCGAUGUCAUGAACCCGCAGAAGCGGACGGACGAAGGAAGCAAGUGAGUAAGGUGGGGGCAUGGGUGUGUGUGCAAGUAGCACCAGAAACGAAAGAGGAGGACAAGAAGGUGGGGGCAGGGGCGGAUGAACCAGUAGCGGCAGGCACGGAAGGGACGGACGAGAAGGUGGGGGCAUGGGCAGCAGCAGAAGGGGAAGAGAAGGACGAGAAAAAGGGGGCAGGGGCGUGUGGACUGGAAGCAGCCGGCGCGGAAGGGAAGAACGAGCAGGUGGGGGCGGGAGCGUGUGUAACAGCAGCAGCAAAGGCAGAGGGAAAGGAAGAGCAGGUGGGGGCGGGAGCGUGUGCAACAGCAGCAGCGAAGGCAGAGGGAAAGGAAGAGCAGGUGGGGGCGGGAGCGUGUGUAACAGCAGCAGCGAAGGCAGAGGGAAAGGAAGAGCAGGUGGGGGCGGGAGCAUGUGUACCAGCAGCAGCAGAGGCAGAAGGGAAGGACGAGAAGGUGGGGGCACGGUCGUGUACACUUAAGGCAGAGAAGCAAGUGCAGGGAAGGAUGAUGGCGAACCAGCAUGUGAGGGAGCUGAGGGAGGAACAUCCACAGCUGCUGGGGGAGAAAAUGGUGAAAGAAGCCGACACGGGAGCAUAUCGCUCGCCGGAGGAAGGCUAUCGCCGUCGCGAAGAUCGUAGUCGCGGGCGAGGUCUGGAGGAACUCUUCUCUGGUCGCCAGGGCGAUCUUGACGUGGAUGGAGGAGAAGAGGUCGACACGGCGAAUCAAGUGCGGGAGACGAAUCGCGAAGGCGAGACCAAGGGCGAUGACGAAUCCCAGGAGGAAGGCGCAGGCGAGCAGCGCGAGAUGCCCGCUGGAGUCAACGACGAUGAUCCCGCGCAUGCGGGCGUGGCGGCUGAGCCAAGCACAGCGGAGGCGGACGGAAAGAACAGUACGCGAAACCAGUCACGCGGCGGAGAGAAGAGUGACGGCGGGAAGCGCGGCAGUGGCUCGCGCUCUCCGGAUCCGCGUCAGCAACGUGUCGAGGGACGCGGCGGCGGCGCGCGCUCGCCGGAUCCGCGGUUGAAUCGUGACGGAGGGCACGGCGGCGGUGCGCGCUCGCCAGAUCCGCGGCUGAAACGCGACGGGGGACGCGGCGGCGGCGCGCGCUCGCCAGAUCUGCGGUCGAAUCGCGAUGGGGGACGUGGUGGUGGCGCGCGCUCGCCAGAUCCGCGGCAGAAUCGGGACGGGGAACGCGGCGACGGCGUGCGCUCGCCAGAUCCACGGCUGCAGCAUGAUGGGAGGCGCGGGAGCGCGCGCACUCGCCGGAGCCGCGGAGGUAUCACGAUUGGAGAAGCGGAGGGGAUUUGCGCUCAGCAGAGCCUCAUCACCCUCGUGCUGAGAGAUGCGGAGGUGGCUACCGCUCGCCUGACCUGCAACGGUACCGUGGAGAGAGGUGGGGAAGCGAGGCGCGCUCGCCUGACUGGCACCUGCAACAUGAAGAAAGCCGGGGAGGCGGAUACCGCUCGCGAUAUCAGCAACAGAGCAGGGGUGAAAAGCGCGGCGAAGGGUCUCGCUCGCCUGGCCGGUACUGGCAGCACGAGGGAAGACGUGCUGGUGAGGAAGGACGGGAGCGACGCGGCAGCAGAGAGGGAGGCAGCGGGCUGA